AUAUGCCUUCAGUUAUUCAGUCCAUAUCUUGAAUACUAUACUUAGCUGGUUAAGGAAACCAAUCAUACAGUUUGCUCACCUAUAAUAUCCCUUGAAGGUGUUCUAUACUUCAUACUGUUUAUUGCAUUGAGUUGGAGAAAAAAGUGCAACUUUGUACAUGUAUAAAAUGCUGUGACUGCACUUACUCUUUAUUGUUACGGACACACCAAGGUCACGCUCCACACGGACACUCAGUGUCAUCGUCUGGUCAACUAAAUCAGUCUUAGAUCCCUUCUUGUUCCUGUAAAGGAUUCUUCAAGUAAGUUCGUGUGCUUUGUAGUUAUUAGAGGCUUCCCUGCACAUCCUCUGGGCUAAUCAUUACCUGCUCACCUCUGCCUCACCUAUCAACCUGAUAUACUCACUGGCUUACUCACCUUUAACAUAUUCACCUGCUCACCUGCUCCAGCUGAAGUGUAGCAUACUCACCUGCUCCAGCUGAAGUGUAGCAUACUCACCUGAUAUACUCACCUGCUCCAGCUGAAGUGUAGCAUACUCACCUGAUAUACUCACCUGCUCCAGCUGAAGUGUAGCAUACUCACCUGAUAUACUCACAUGCUCCAGCUGAAGUGUAGCAUACUCAUUUAAUGUACUCACCUGCUCUCCUGUUCCAGCCAUAUGUGUUGAAUACUCACCUGGCAUACUCAUCCUGCUGUGCAAGCAAUCAUGCUUUUUGUGGUGUGCUUAUUUCAGCUGAAAAUGAAGGUGGCUUGGCUUUCUCAAAUUUUUUCACCAUGUCAUCGUUGUUUUAAAAUAAGUCACCUUUACUGUAUGUGUGGCCAUGACAUGAUUUUAAUGUUCUUUUCUGUCAUUUCAAGGUCCCCACUGUGCGGCACGUCCAUUCCAGGUGUACCUGAUUAGUGGGAUUGCACGCUGGAACUCAGACCGCAGUUCUGAUGCAGUGUAUGGUGGCAAAGGGCGAGUGCACAGAACCUACUCCGCACCUCUAAUCCAGCGUCUCAACACCCGCUGCCAGCUGUUGUUUGGAGAAACCGUGGAGGAGAAUUUCCGUGCCCCUUCUGCUGUGGCAUCAAACGAGCUGCUUGGUUUGGAGUACCUCUUCAGCCAGAGCACGGGUGAAUCUGGUGCCAACUUCUCCCUCGCUGAUCUCUCAAAUGAUGGACCAAGUCCAGAGCAAGAGGUGGUUCAGCCAGACCAGGCUGAACCAGAUGAGGAUGACGAGGCUUACCAGAGUGACCCAGAGGCAAAUGAUGAUGGGCUGGGUGUUGCCCCAGCCCACAUAACUCUUACCACCAAUGAAACCACCACAGCUCACCCUCCGGCCUUUGAGGAUGCCUGCAGCUCCAACCCCCUACCAGGAUUUCAGCAGCUGGAGAGAUUCUGCUCUCUUCUGGUGGAGAUCGGUUUCUCUGAAACCAAGCUGAGCCUGACGACAGACCAGAGGAAUAAAAUCAUAGAUGCAUGGAAUUCUGUGGAGGACCACGACAAGCAGCCACAGAGGUUUCACCAGCUGUACAGGACGCACUGGGGCAACACACUGUACUGCCGGACGAAGAGAGAUGAUCUUGUUGAAGCUGCCAUAGUUCAGAAAGUGAAGAUGGCCCAACGCUAUGCGCCAGCUCAACAAGACAUCAGUGCUCUUCAUAACCGGCUAAUGUACACGCUGGUGAAACUUCUGUGGCUGGGGUUACCUCAAGGUUCCAGCCGAUCAAGCCCUGAAAAAUCAUCCAUCCUAAAGGCUUAUGGAAAAAUCCAACACUGCAUUUUGGUGGAGGAUCCGGUUUUGAGCAAGAUGGGGAUUCCUCUACCAAAAAUUCAUUCAAAGACUGUCCGAGAUUUUAUCCGUCGCCAAGAGAGGCUGGUCAACCUGCAGGCAACAAAGAUGCCAUCCUUAGUUAUAUUAAAGACCACAUCGGUCUCCUCGGAAGAGUUACCCCCAGCAGAGUGUCAGCCGUCGGUUCUCCCUCCUCCUGCUUACCCAGAAAUGGAGUACAAGCAAAUCCCCAGCACAGCAGGCACCAAGAUCUUAAAGAGUAGAUCAGACAUUACGGCGCCAGCUCCAAAAACUCCAUCCCCCACAAAACACAAUACAACCCCAUUACCCCAGCAGAAAGCAUUAUCAACCAUAUUCAAACCUCUGCCCAGAACUCCAACAACCACCACAGAUACACCAGAGGCCCCAGCUACCUCCGCCAACACCUACAGCCAGCCUGACACCCCUGCAUUCUGGUCCAGGUCCUGUGUGUAUAAAAGAAAAAAAACAGACACUCUAAGUGAAGUUGGUGCAAAGCUGUCUCGGGUUCACCACUUGCCUAUUUGCACACUCUGCAACCAGCCUACUCAGGGGCAUAAAAAAUACAAAAAGAAAAACUUUUGUGUUGUGAAAAUGAUGUCUACCUCCAAAGGACUGGAAAACAGAGUGUUCAGCAGUUAUAAAGACUUCAUGGCUGUUGUGGACACACUGAAGUGAACUCAAACACUCUUUUGAUAAUGUACAUUUCAUGUAUAUAUAUAGUUUUUUGUGGUUACAAAUUUGUGUGUUAUUGUUUGUUUUUUCU
Messenger RNA from Danio rerio (zebrafish), 2555 nucleotides. The record is from RefSeq and is a predicted model, not a curated record. NCBI's taxonomy places the organism in Eukaryota, Metazoa, Chordata, Actinopteri, Cypriniformes, Danionidae.